GCGCUGGACAUGGCGAGUGCCCUCUCGUAGCCACAACACGAAACUGGCAACCAUGGCUGACGAUAUUCCAGACACUGGCGCGGUGUUCACGUUCGGCAAGUCGCGAUUCGCGGACAAUGAGCCGAGCCACUUCUUCAUCAAGAACGACCCCGUGGUCGCCAUCUCGUGCGGCGACGAGCACAGCGCCGUCAUCUGCCAGAAUGGCCGCGUGUUCGUGUUCGGGGGAAACGCUUGGGGACAGCUGGGGCUGGGCCACCGCGAGGAGGCGACGCGGCCCAGUUGUGUUAAGUGGCUCAAGCCCCAGCGCGCCAUGUUCGUCGCCUGCGGACGCGCCCAUACCGUCUUCGUUACAGAUACGAACGCGAUUUACACUGUGGGCUGCAACGAGGAAGGCCAGCUGGGCGCAGGCGACACGGAGCCGCGGAAUGUACCGCACCUCGUCGAGCUGGAAUCCACGCCCGCGCCCGUGCGACAAGUCUCCGCCGGCAGCAGCCACACCGCCAUACUCACAGAGGAUGGGAGAGUGUUCGUGUGCGGGUCGAACUCUGAGGGCCAACUGGGAGUGGGCGAGGGCAUGCGCAGCUGCAGCCGCCUCACCGAACUCAAGUUCAUGGAGCGCAUCGCCUUCGUGGAGUGCGGAUACUAUCACACAGUUUUUAUUACCGAAAAGGGUGCAGUUUUCGUAACGGGCGAUAAUGAGAAUCAAAAGCUCGGUAUCCCCAACACAGCCACUACGAUAUACUCCCCGGAGGUGCUUCCACUUAAUGUACCGAUCAAGAGCGCGUGUUGCGGCGCCAACCACACCUUUCUAUUGUCUAUGGACGAGAGUCAGAUCUUGGCAUUUGGUUCUAAUGAGAAGGGUCAGCUGGGGAUGCCGCAGGAAGUAGAAAAUGUCACCACCCCCACCGAGAUAGACAUGGAGAAAAUGUUCGAUGGGUACCAGCUGAAGCUAGUGGCUUGCGGUGCGAUGCAUACGGCUUUUGUCACAGAUAACGGUCUACUUUACACGUGCGGUGAGUCGCGACACAACAAACUGUGUUUAGAGGAGGCGGAGGACGUCAAUAACUCGAACGAAGCAGUACCUAAUCAAUACACGCCCAAGCGGGUCACCGCCAUGGACGGCUACAUCGUCGACAACGUGUCUUGCGGCGGCUGCCACACGCUACUCACUGCCACCAAGAGUUCACACGACGAUUUACUGAACAACGGAUUAAGUACAUCCCAAGAGCAAACCCAAAAAAUAUCUUUAAUCGAAUUACCGCCGCUACAAAAAAUACCUGGGCAAAAAAUCGGCGAUAUGUUGCCUGGUGACGUUCUGAAUUCCAACUACAAUGAAAACCACACGGACACUGUGAAUGCAAACAAUCACGAAGAAAUCGGAUCGAUAGAUUCAUUAGAAGCGAACGUGAGCGGUUCACAUAUCGUCAACAUAAACGACCUUGAUGAAACUGGUAGUACACACGGAAUACCGGACAUAAACAAAGAUGACAUGCAUUCGAGUUCGGUAGUAAAAGCUGAAAUAGAAGGAACGCCAUCGCCAGCGCUUUUAGAAAUCGAAACAAAGGACAUAUUACGAAACCCAGAUAAACUUAUUGAUGAAUCUAAGCAAGGAAUUGAAGAUGUCAUUCACAAUUUAGAGAAAGACACAGUAUUAAAAAUGGAAGUAGUUGAAGACAUUAUACAAAAGACGGAAGCAAAAUUAAAUCCAUUUCAUAAUGACGAAAAGACAACGCUUGAAAUACCUGAUAAAACGUCAGAAAUAGCAAACUCGCCGCCUCCAAAAUCGCCGAUUAUACAAGAUUUGCUCCAUAUACCAGAUAUAACACAAAUGAGCCCUAAUUUGAGCACCCAUAGUGAUGAUGGUCAGAAGAGUGAAACGGGACAGUCUGAAAACGAGACGAUUCUUUGUGCUUCCGACAAAUCUAGCCCUCAAGCUGGUAAAACUAAAACACAAGCAGUAAUGCCCAUAGUAAGAAGUGAAGAUCAUAUCGAUUCAAAUGAAGACACCCAUAAUGAAGACGUAGUAGUUGAAAAUAAACUCGAGGAAAAAGGUCGCUUUGCACGUCUCUUUCAAUCAAUCAGAGAGAAAGAGAAUUCCUGUAUGGGUAAAGGAAAAGUUAUAGAAGAGAAAGUUAUAGAAAACGUCCACAAAGGACUGGACACCGCGGAGGAGGCCGUGCACAAAGUAGAGGAAAGAGUCGAAACAGAAAUAAGGAACCAAACUAAUUCAAGAACCUGCAACAUUUUAUAA
Molecule: messenger RNA, 2251 nt
Organism: Papilio machaon (common yellow swallowtail)
Lineage: Eukaryota; Metazoa; Arthropoda; Insecta; Lepidoptera; Papilionidae
Product: secretion-regulating guanine nucleotide exchange factor
Exons: 8
Coding region: 53-2251 (732 amino acids)
Source: RefSeq, a predicted model, not a curated record